AUGGGAGUGCUAAGGCUCAAGCAUAUCUUUUGUGGGAGCUUUGUUGAGUCCAGUGGAAUAUCCCAGGCAGUGUUCACCUUCCUUUUGAUUCCAUGUUGCUUGACUCUGGAUUUCAGAGCACCCCCUCUUAUCCCAAAGGUGCCUUUCCUCUGGGCCUGGAAUGCCCCAACUGAACUUUGUGUUGGAAGGUUUGGUGAGCCACUAGAUCUGAGCCUCUUCUCUUUAGUGGGAAGUCCCCGGAAAAACAUCACAGGUCAAGGCAUUACAAUAUUUUAUACUGAUAGACUUGGCUACUAUCCUUAUAUAAAUAAGAAAGGCACAAGUAUGAGCGGAGGAAUCCCCCAGAAGGGGUCCUUAAAAGACCAUCUGGACAAAGCUAAGAAAGACAUUCUUCAUUACAUGCCAACAGACAAUGUGGGUUUGGCUGUCAUUGACUGGGAAGAAUGGAGGCCCACUUGGGCAAGAAACUGGAAACCUAAAGAUGUUUACAGGAAUCAGUCUAUUGAGUUAGUCCAGCAACAAAAUAUACAACUUAAUGUCACAGAGGCUGCCAAGAUAGCCAAGGCUGAUUUUGAAAAUGCAGCAAAGAGUUACAUGCAAGAGACUUUAAAAUUGGGAAAAUUACUUCGGCCACAUCGCUUAUGGGGUUAUUAUCUUUUUCCUGAUUGUUACAACCAUAAUUAUAAACAACCCAAUUUCAAUGGAAGUUGCUUUGAUAUAGAAAAGAAAAGAAAUGAUGCUCUUGACUGGUUGUGGAAGGAAAGCACUGCCCUUUUCCCAUCCAUUUAUUUGAACAGCAGCAUAUCUCCUCGAAAAAGUUUGCUCUAUGUGCGAAAUCGAGUUCAUGAGGCCAUUAGGAUUUCCAAAGUACCUGAUGCUGAAAGGCCACUUCCAGUUUUUGUAUAUUCCCGCCUAGUUUUUACUGAUCAAGCUUUGAAAUACCUUUCUGAGGAUGACCUUGUGAAUACACUUGGUGAAAGUGUGGCUCUUGGUGCCUCUGGAAUUGUAAUAUGGGGAAGCCUUAGUGUACUGCGAAAUGUGAAAUCUUGCUUGACCCUGGACAAUUACGUGAAGACAACACUGAAUCCUUACAUAGUCAAUGUCACUCUAGCAGCCAAAAUGUGCAGCCAAGUGCUUUGCCAGGAGCAAGGUGUAUGUACAAGGAAAAACUGGAAUUCAAGCGACUAUCUUCACCUGAACCCAGCAAAUUUUGCUAUUCAAAUUCGGAAAGGUGGAGAGUACAUAGUACUUGGAAAACCUGCACUUGAAGACCUGCAGCAAUUUUCUGAAAAAUUUCGUUGCAGCUGUUAUCCCACUUUGAAUUGUAAGGAGAGAGAUAAUAUAAAAGACAUUAAUGCUAUUGAUGUGUGUGUUGCUGAAAACAUUUGCAUAGAUGCCAUUCCAAACUCAGAACUCAGUGGUCAGCCUUUCAGCUGGAAUGAAAAACCUUCUUUCACUUCCCACAUUGUCUCAUCCUCCACACCAUCUGCCAUAGUUUUCUUUGUUAAUAUUUUGUUUUUCACCAUGAGCUCUUCUGUAGUGAAUUUGUAG
This is a messenger RNA of Propithecus coquereli (Coquerel's sifaka), 1551 nucleotides long. RefSeq names its product hyaluronidase PH-20-like. Lineage: Eukaryota; Metazoa; Chordata; Mammalia; Primates; Indriidae. Gene Ontology annotation, cellular component: acrosomal vesicle. The record is from RefSeq and is a predicted model, not a curated record. Gene Ontology annotation, molecular function: hyalurononglucosaminidase activity. The transcript is spliced from 3 exons. Gene Ontology annotation, biological process: hyaluronan catabolic process; fusion of sperm to egg plasma membrane involved in single fertilization; carbohydrate metabolic process. The coding region runs from base 1 to 1551 and encodes 516 amino acids.